UAAAGCCACUCCUUUCCCAGAACACAUUAGAGAUGGUUGCGAAACGGAGGCCAGAAAUAUGCACUGAAACCCUAUUUAGCUUUAAUAUUUUACAGCCCUUUUGACAUUGACAAUGGUUUCGUUUUGGGGAAUUUGGAGAUAAAAGGAGUUUACGUGCAUUUGUAUUAUAUGUCGCUUUUGUUUAAAACUCACAACUUCGCGGUGGCAGCUUCAGAAUAGGACUUUGGUAUUUUUUGUGUGACCCACAUCCGUAAUAAAGAUGUGGUCUAUGGAGGUCAGCAUCUUCUUUCUGUUCUGCUAUGUUUCUUUUUCAUCUGGCAAUGGGAGAGCGCGUUUUGUCUCCAAUAACUUUUACAACGUACUCAAGUGGGACCCCGUGAAGACUGGGGAAAAGGUGCUAUAUAGCAUCCAGUACAGGAGUGAUGCUGAGGAGGAAGCAUUUCAGAUGAAAGAGGAGUGUCAGAACAUUACUGCUCAAUCCUGUGACCUGACUGCAGAAACCCCAUCAGUUCCUGACGUUUACUACAAGGCUCGUGUGUACUCUAACGGCAGUUUACUUUACCAGACCAAAAGGUUUAAACCUAUAGCAGAAACUAUUUUGGGUGCACCAAUCUUGUCUACAUACACAACAGUGUCCUCCCUGCAUGUUAACGUCACCCUGCCCUUGGGGCCAAAAGGAGUCUCCGUUGCGGACAUCAUAUCCAGCAGCAAAAAUGGGCCUUCCGAAACUGUUAUUGUUUAUACCUUAACUAUCACCGAUCCAGAGGGGGCUGCACAGGUUAAUACAAACACAACUGGCCAGUUCGUCAUCAACUUGAAGAACAAACAAAAAGAGUACUGCGGAUAUGUGUUCUACCAGCCGUUUUCUGAAUGGGGUCGCCCCAACAGUAUGAAAGCCUCCUUCUGUGUCACACAGCCAGAUGAUCCUCUGAUGCUUUUGCCAUGGGUUCUCGUGAGUGCUGCUCUUCUGACGGCCAUAAUCAUAAUGGCAGUUGUGUGUAUGUGCAACUAUGCAAAGGGUGGAAUGGAAAAGAGCAUGCCACAGCUAUUGAUAACCACACCCAGCACCCAGCCAAGAGUACUGCAGUCUCUAGAUAGGAAUCUCAUCAUUUCCAAACCGGAGGUCUGCGUUCCAAGUGACAAAACCGUUUACACAACAAUCCGAGUAAAGCCAAAUAUGCCUUCAAUUGGUUCUGGAGGUUAUUCCCCCCAGGACAUUCCCUGGCAAGGCAGCACUGGCUCCUCUGUGGACACAGGUGCACACAGUCGGACCUCAAAUCCAGAGGACACGAGCGCCCAGUCCUCAGAAAUCUACAGUGUUGUGGCUGUCCACGUCCCUGCUGAACAGAAUGAAGACUUUCAGCAGGCAACCAAUGACAACAGAGAAACCAGUAACCUCCCAUCAUCUUCUAGUGGAGAAAGCUGGGAUAAAGGUGGAGCGAGUCCAAACCUGACCUCAAAUGGAGUACGACCGUUACCUGAUCUGGACCCUUGUGAAAGCAAUCCAGCCAGGCCACUGCUGUUGCAAACAGUGCGGGAUACCAACGGCCAACUUGUGUUGCCUUUACUCCCUUUUCAGUUACAGAGCAGCACAGAUGACACAGUAUCACCCCUUAACCCAGAGAGAAAACUACUUUUAUCUGACCUCAUAGACUCCAACAGGGACGGGCCAUCAUUGGCAUCCUUGCAGAGCUUCGACAGCUCAGAGUGGUCAGACUCAGGGUGUGAAGAUAGCGCUGUGCAAUCACCAACCCAGCCCUACAGCAACGAUCAUUAUUUCCAAACUCAACCAGUUGCUCCUUAUUUCCACCAGGAAUGUCAGAACACACCACCUGAUAAUGCCAUAUUUGAAUCAGGUUACAAACAAAACUGGAUCCCUGGAUGCAUCCAAAGACAGUUGUGAAUACAGAAAGACAAACUAUCCGUGGACUGGACGGGCCCAAAAAGGAGGAGUAAGGUGAGGAAGAUAAAGACAGAGGAGGAGAGACCAAGGCAAAUUCUUCUAGGAGGUUGGAUGGUACAAAUUCAAGAAUAAUUCUCCUCUCUAUAAUGUCUAAGACUUGCUUUUUCUUAUUUGGAUCAUCAAAUAACGUUAAAGACGUUUCAUCGCAGUACCCUCUUUUAACAAAAGGGAGAGGAGGAAGUUGAUGGCAGCACUGACAGGUGCUUUAGUGCCAAUACAAAACUGAAUGGCUUUGCUGCAUGUCUGAUGAUGCAGAGACAGAUGUUUAAACUCUCCUUCAACAUAGUCCAAAUUUAUCCUGAACCAAGUCAUAUUUAACAUCUGGAACUUUACAUAAAUGUUAUAUAAAAUAUGUGAUACAUUAUGCUUUGCUGCAAAUCUGGUUUUAUUUAUUAAUCCACAAUUGUAAAAUGUAAAAAAAUAAU
Perca fluviatilis (European perch) is the source of this 2388-nucleotide messenger RNA. It is a transcript of the gene ifnlr1, whose product is annotated as interferon lambda receptor 1. The transcript has 7 exons. The record is from RefSeq and is a predicted model, not a curated record. The coding region runs from base 260 to 1903 and encodes 547 amino acids. Gene Ontology annotation, molecular function: protein binding. Lineage: Eukaryota; Metazoa; Chordata; Actinopteri; Perciformes; Percidae.